ACUCUUCUUUCACUCGUGGUAAACAUGUCAAAUGCCAUGUGCAGUUUUUGAGUGCAGUGGAAUUCCAGAUUUUUUCCUGUGUAAAUUGUCGUAAAAAAUCGCGAAUCUAUCUGCAAACCAUGGCUAUCGAUACCAUCCACAAGGCCGGUGCGUUGAAGCAAACCAACAAAGCGCACAAACAUGGGAAACACGCAUCGAAGCGAGCGCUCGAUCGGGUCGCCAAAGGAAAAACUAAUGUGAAAACUGCGACGAAGGCAGGAAAACGGGAACUCGGGCGGGAAGAUCGGCGACGGCAGGCAAACCAGAUUCGCAAAAAUAAGCGCCAUGAAGCGAUCGCUUUGAAGAGGGCGAUUGGAGGCGCUACGACGGCACCGUUUUUGACGUGCAUCCUACCACUGAAUGCUAAUGUGGACCCAAACUCGGCACUGGCCAUUAUUGAAGGCUGCGAUGAAGAGGCUACCGUGUUUAAAGUGUCCAAUCGGAUUCGGUACAUGAACGUACCUCGAUUCCGUCAGCGGUUCUCCUUCAUGACCCCGGAAGUUGGCCACGGUCAUGAACUUUCCGUUUUAGAUACACUGAAAGUAUGCGACUCAACUAUUCUGCUGCUUUCUGCAACCGAGGCCGAAGACGAUGUCAUCGACAAACAUGGCGCCAAAAUCUUGAAUAUGGCACUUAGUCAGGGCCUUCCCACACCGAUGGUCUUUGUGAUGGAUUUGGAAUCUAUUGCCCCCAAAAAACGAGGACAGGUUAAAAGUAACAUUCAAAAGGAAAUUUCCGCUGUUCUUCCGGAUGAAAAGGUCAUGACUCUGGAUUCCAACACCGAUGGAUUGAAUCUGUUGCGUAGAGUCGGUGGUCAGAAAAGGAAAGUCCUGUACAAUAAAGCCAAUCGACCGCAUUUAUUCGGAGAGAAGGUUGAGUACGUAGCUGCGAUGGGUGAGGGCAAUGUUGGAACGUUGAAGGUUACUGGAUUCCUGCGUGGAGUCCCGUUGUCGGUCAACCAGCUGGUACAUAUUCCUGGAUUGGGAGAUUUUCAAAUGACGGAGAUCUAUGCUCCGGAAGAUCCAUACAAGUUACGAAAAGGUGACGAGGAAAUGUCGUCGGGAGAGUGUAAGUUGUUGGCUAAAGCUGACGAACAGAAACAAACCAGUCUUCAGCGAGAAAAUAUUCCGGAUGAGAUGGAUGCUGAACAGACCUGGCCAACGGAGGAAGAAAUCUUAGCAUCUAAAAAUGAAAACAAGAAAAAGCUGAUAAAGAGAAUACCCAAGGGUAUGAGCGAGUAUCAAGCUGCGUGGAUUCCGGAUAUUGAGGAAGUUUCCGAGAAUGAUGAUGACGAUGAUGAGGAUGAGGAUGACGAAGAUGACGAAGGAGAUUACAUGUCAUGCGAAUCGGACAGUGAAAGUAAGAUUGGGGAAAAAGAGGAAGCGGAAGAAGAUGAUGAAGAGUAUGAGGAGAUCAGCAUUUCCGAUGGUCCAGUGUCAGCUGACAAGUACGACAAACAAAUGGACAUGGAAGAAGAUAAACGCACGCUGGUAAAGAUUCAAGCCGCCAAGGACGACGAGAUAUUCCCGGAUGAAAUUGACACACCGGCAAACAUCCCUGCAAGAGAACGGUUCCGAAAGUACCGUGGUUUGGAAUCCUUCCGGACAUCGCCUUGGGAUGUGAAGGAAAAUCUUCCGUUGGAUUAUGCCAAAAUUUACCAGUUCAAGAACUUUGAUCGCACUAAGCGACGAGUCAUCAAAGAUGCUCAGGAAGUGGAUGAUGGAGUCAUGCCAGGCUGGUACAUUCAGAUCCAUGUGAAAAACGUUGCUCAGGAUUCUUGGAAUGCUUAUAUGUCAGCUGGAAACGGUAAUCAGGUUGUGCUGUACGGUUUGCUUCCACACGAACAUCAAAUGUCCGUGAUGAACGUCUGUUUGAAGCGAACCCCCAAUUCAACCAUCCCGAUAAAAUCGAAGGAGCGUCUUAUCAUCCAGUGUGGCUUCCGACGGUUCAUAGUUAAUCCAAUCUUCAGUCAGCACACCAACGGCGACAAGCAUAAAUACGAGAGAUUCUUCCGACCCAGAAUGACCGUGGUGGCAACGUUUUUCGCUCCAAUACAAUUUCCUCCAGCUCCAGUGGUUUGCUUCCGGGAAAAUCCAGACACUUCACUCGGAAUGGUUGCUUCGGGAACUGUGAUCAAUUGCAAUCCAGAUAGGGUGGUGCUGAAGCGGGCAGUUAUCAGCGGACAUCCGUUCAAGAUUCACCGCAAGUCGGCUGUGAUUCGGUACAUGUUCUUCAAUCCGGAAGAUAUCGAAUACUUCAAGCCAUGCAAAUUGCGAACCAAACUGGGUCGGUUGGGACACAUCAAGGAAUCGUUGGGAACUCACGGUCACAUGAAGUGCACAUUUGAUACACAGCUGAAAUCACACGACUCGGUCCUUUUGUAUCUGUUCAAACGAGUGUAUCCAAAGUGGACUUACGAGGACUGUAUUGUCUCGUGUGCUGCAAGCUCCGGUACCAAUGCGGGAUCGAUUACAAGCCUAAAAGAGGAUGAGGAAAUGCAAGAGUAACGUAGAUUUUCGAAGGUUAGUUUCUCUUUAGAUGCAGGAUAUUGAAUAUACUAUAACAAGUGUUAAAAUCAAAA
Molecule: messenger RNA, 2620 nt
Organism: Ochlerotatus camptorhynchus
Lineage: Eukaryota; Metazoa; Arthropoda; Insecta; Diptera; Culicidae
Gene: Tsr1
Product: Tsr1 ribosome assembly factor
Exons: 4
Coding region: 120-2546 (808 amino acids)
Biological process (GO): ribosome biogenesis; maturation of SSU-rRNA from tricistronic rRNA transcript (SSU-rRNA, 5.8S rRNA, LSU-rRNA); endonucleolytic cleavage of tricistronic rRNA transcript (SSU-rRNA, 5.8S rRNA, LSU-rRNA)
Cellular component (GO): nucleus; preribosome, small subunit precursor
Molecular function (GO): GTP binding; U3 snoRNA binding; GTPase activity
Source: RefSeq, a predicted model, not a curated record